Molecule: messenger RNA, 942 nt
Organism: Babesia ovata
Lineage: Eukaryota; Apicomplexa; Aconoidasida; Piroplasmida; Babesiidae
Product: CMGC CDK kinase
Exons: 5
Coding region: 1-942 (313 amino acids)
Biological process (GO): protein phosphorylation
Cellular component (GO): cytoplasm; nucleus
Molecular function (GO): cyclin-dependent protein serine/threonine kinase activity; ATP binding
Source: RefSeq, a predicted model, not a curated record
AUGUCGCUAGACAAGAUGAAGCGGUACCACAAGAUGGAGAAGAUCGGGGAGGGGACGUAUGGUGUCGUGUACAAAGCGCAGAAUAGCCACGGUGAGAUCUUUGCGCUGAAGAACAUACGUGUCGAGGAGGAGGACGAAGGCAUUCCCAGCACCGCAAUCCGCGAAAUUAGCCUCCUCAAAGAGCUCCACCACCCCAACAUCGUGUGGCUCCGCGACGUUAUCCACAGCGACAAGUGUCUGACACUGGUCUUCGAGUACCUCGACCAGGACCUGAAGAAACUCCUAGAUGUCUGCGACGGUGGACUCGAAUCCUCAACAGCAAAGUCGUUCCUGUACCAGCUUCUGAAAGGGGUUGCCUACUGCCACGACCAUCGCAUCUUGCAUCGUGACCUAAAACCCCAGAACCUACUAAUCAACCGUGAAGGAGUGUUGAAGCUGGCAGAUUUCGGGCUCGCAAGGUGGGUUACAGAGCUAAUGAUGAACUUCAUGGAUGGCAGGGCGUUCGCCAUUCCAGUGCGCAGCUACACGCACGAGGUCGUGACAUUAUGGUACCGCGCACCCGACGUGCUAAUGGGCUCCAAGAAAUACUCCACGGAGGUCGACAUAUGGAGCGUAGGGUGCAUCUUUGCAGAGAUGAUCAACGGCGUGCCCCUAUUCCCAGGUGUAUCCGAGCAGGACCAGCUGAAACGAAUAUUCAAGCUCUUGGGCUCCCCGGACAUCAUAACGUGGCCACAAGUCCUUGAGCUUCCCGCUUAUAAUCCCGAUUUUGGUUUUUUUGAGCGCCAACCGUGGAGCGCUAUUGUCCCAAAACUGAGUGGCGCAGGAGUGGACCUGAUUUCCAAAAUGCUACAGCUGGACCCCUUCCAGCGCAUCUCGGCAAGAGAGGCCCUGUGCCACGAGUACUUCAACGAUCUGCCCGAAAACCGGGGCGUGCAGCCAUGA